Messenger RNA from Durio zibethinus, 1738 nucleotides. RefSeq names its product NAD(P)-binding Rossmann-fold superfamily protein. Gene Ontology annotation, biological process: steroid biosynthetic process. NCBI's taxonomy places the organism in Eukaryota, Viridiplantae, Streptophyta, Magnoliopsida, Malvales, Malvaceae. Gene Ontology annotation, molecular function: oxidoreductase activity, acting on the CH-OH group of donors, NAD or NADP as acceptor. The record is from RefSeq and is a predicted model, not a curated record.
CCAAAUAACCCGAUCCAUUCCUGUUAGAAACAAGGAAAAAAAAGAAAAUGCACUUGAGUGAGAAUGAAGGCAUCGAGGGGAACACCUUCGUGGUCACGGGUGGGCUGGGGUUCCUUGGCUCAGCCCUCUGCUUGGAGCUCAUACGGAGGGGUGCUCGUCAAGUUCGCUCCUUUGACCUCCGACCUCAUUCCCCUUGGUCUCACCGCCUCAUUAACCACGGCGUCCGCUGCAUCCAAGGCGAUCUUGUCCUGAAAAAAGAUGUUGAAAAUGCUCUUCUUGGUGCCGAUUGCGUUUUCCACCUGGCUUCAUAUGGCAUGUCAGGAAAAGAAAUGCUUCAGUUUGCUCGUGUGGACGAGGUGAAUAUUAAUGGAACCUGCCAUGUCUUGGAGGCUUGCCUUGAAUUUGGGAUCUCAAGGCUUAUUUAUGUCAGCACAUAUAAUGUUGUCUUUGGGGGAAGGGAGAUUGUGAAUGGCAAUGAGGCCUUGCCCUAUUUCCCAAUUGAUGACCAUGUUGAUUCCUAUGGGCGAAGUAAAUCUAUUGCUGAACAGUUGGUUCUUAAGUACAAUGGCCGCCCUUUUAAGAAGAAUACUGGAAAAUGUCUUUAUACCUGUGCAGUUCGUCCAGCUGCCAUAUAUGGACCAGGUGAAGAGCGUCACCUUCCUAGGAUAGUAUCUCUGGCAAAGUUGGGUUUGGUGCCAUUCAAAAUAGGUGAUGCUAAUGUCAAAACAGACUGGGUUUAUGUGGAUAACCUGGUACUCGCACUACUAUUGGCAAGCAUGGGACUUUUAGAUGACAUUCCUGGAAAAGAAGGGCGUCCAGUCGCAGCUGGCCAGCCAUACUUCAUAUCAGAUGGGUUUCCAAUCAACACCUUUGAAUUCAUCCAACCAAUUUUAAGAAGUUUAGAUUAUGACUUACCAAAAUCCUGGCUUGCUGUUUCACAUGCUCUUUUUCUUGCAAAGAUUUUCUGGGCUGUAUACACAAUGUUAUAUCCAUUUUUGAAUCGGUGGUGGCUUCCUCAGCCCUUCAUUCUUCCUGCUGAAGUGCAUAAGGUUGGUGUUACACAUUACUUCUCAUUCCUUAAAGCGCAGCGUGAGCUUGGAUAUGUUCCAAUGGUGAGUCCUCGUGAAGGCAUGGCUGCGACUAUCUCAUACUGGCAGGAUAGGAAAAAGAAAAGUUUGGACGGACCUACAGUAUAUGCAUGGGGAUUUUGUGUGAUUGGAAUGAUUCUACUUUUUGCUAGUGGUUGGUUCCCAGCCAUAGGACCUGUGCCAGUCCUUAGAUCUCUUGGUAUUUUCUUCUUCCGAUCAAUGUUUGGAAUACGGCUAGCAUUUUGCGUAGCUACUGCAGUACAUAUUGGGGAAGCCAUAUAUGCGUGGUGCCUGGCAAAAAGAGUGGAUCCUGUUAAUGCGAGAGGAUGGUUCUGGCAGACUUUUGCUCUUGGGUUUCCCUCAUUACGGCUGUUGUUGAAGAGAGCGAAAAAAAUAGUGUAAGCAUUGCUUUUGGGUAAUUAUACAUGUGGUGUAUGAUACCUCAUCCUCGGUAGAGAGUGGUUAUGAAUGAGAUAAUUAAACUUCGUGAAAUUACCCCAAACAAGUUGGGGGAUUAAAAAUGGAGUGUUUCAUGUGAUGGAACAGAUGGUGGGGAAUUUUAAAUUUUCAAAUAGUUCUCCUAGAUAUGGAUUGCUGUUUAAUUGCAUCAUGGUUAAUUCCUUUGGAUGGUCAUAACAAGUAGGAAUGAU